This is a messenger RNA of Corylus avellana, 617 nucleotides long. RefSeq names its product Thioredoxin superfamily protein. Lineage: Eukaryota; Viridiplantae; Streptophyta; Magnoliopsida; Fagales; Betulaceae. Gene Ontology annotation, cellular component: cytosol. The record is from RefSeq and is a predicted model, not a curated record. Gene Ontology annotation, molecular function: protein-disulfide reductase [NAD(P)H] activity.
CCUGCACCUGCAGGUUGCGUUCAUCAUCCUCUGCAAAACAUUCUUCCAUCUUUCCCAUACAUACCCUCGAGCAACCGAAGAUGCCGCUGAAGCUGUUGGACGCCACUGUGUCAAGCUUUGAUAGCGUGUUUGAGAAGUUCAGAUCAGAAGCACCCCAAAACAAAGCCAAUCUGAUUCUCUUCUUGGCUGACAAAGACCCUUCUACCUCCCUCAGCUGGUGCCCUGAUUGUGUAAGAGCUGAGCCUGUAAUCUACAAGAAGCUGGAGGCAACAGCAGAUGAUGUUGUGCUUUUGAGAGCUUUUGUUGGAGAUAGGCCAACAUGGAGGAAUCCCCAGCAUCCAUGGAGAGUAGACUCAAGGUUUAAGCUCACAGGAGUUCCAACACUAGUCCGCUGGGAAAACGACACCAUCCGUGGCCGCCUUGCAGACCAUGAAGCACACAUUGAAAAUAAAAUCAGUGCCCUUGUUGCUGGCAACUGACUGUUUAUUGCUUCCCAUAUGUAUAAGAUGGUUGUGACUUCCAUAUGUUCUUGGGGCCAUCUUUUUUAAACUAUUGGUAGUUUAUUAUGUAUCCUUGUAAGGCCGGUUACCAGUCAAUGAAAUAAAGUUUUCAUGCAA